AUGGCAAUGGAAAUCGACCACUAUUACACUCAACGAGACGAGCUUAACCACCAUUUCCCUAUGUCCACAACUCCGGCAUCUUCUUCCCCUUUGUCGCGCUCUACUAUCUCCACACGGGACGCUGUUAUUUCCAAGGAAGUCCCUCACACCACCUCGAAUCCUUCAGCUUCCAGCCUGGGAAAGAUCCGGAUCCCACCGCUAUGCCAACGCAACCUGAACCAUGAAUUAUUACUGGGCGAUCCCUACGAGCUGGAAGAAUAUGACGAAAAUGAUGAGCAGGUCGACAGCUUCUUGGAGAGCAUCGCAUUAGGCACGCCGCGAAAAGUUGCGGGAUCAAAGAGGGUGAUGAGGGUACAGAUAAUGAGGCAGAAGAUGGGUAUUCAUCCUGAUCAGAGGAAUCUUGCGCCUGGUUGUUUGCACCCAUCACAGGCGCAGGUGUUUCAAAGUAUAUCAGCGAUGAAUGGUUUGAGGGAAUCAAGUUUUGAGUCAAUCAUCGCUACUGGAAACCCGCCCCGUCCUUGUGCUCAGCCUGCGGGUUCUCAAAACGGGAUACGUCUCAUUCCACCCUCCUUCAUGCCUUUCUUGUCCCCCAAUCCGCGCCAGGAGAUGGAUUUGGAGUCGGACGAGGUCAUGAGCGACGCUUCAUGA
Messenger RNA from Marasmius oreades (fairy-ring Marasmius), 648 nucleotides. RefSeq lists its product as uncharacterized. NCBI's taxonomy places the organism in Eukaryota, Fungi, Basidiomycota, Agaricomycetes, Agaricales, Marasmiaceae. The coding region runs from base 1 to 648 and encodes 215 amino acids. The record is from RefSeq and is a predicted model, not a curated record. The transcript has 2 exons.